UCCCCUGUGCCGCGCGGGCAGUCAUCAUCUCGGCGUUGGAGGUGUAGUGUCAUAUUCAAGUCUCAGGAUGCGUGAGAUAGUCCACAUUCAGGCCGGGCAGUGCGGAAAUCAAAUCGGAGCGAAGUUUUGGGAGGUUAUCUCGGACGAACAUGGCAUCGACCCCACCGGAACUUACCAUGGGGACUCGGACCUUCAGUUAGAACGGAUCAAUGUAUACUACAAUGAAGCCUCUGGAGGUAAAUACGUGCCUCGUGCCAUUCUUGUGGACUUGGAGCCUGGUACCAUGGACUCUGUGCGGUCUGGGCCUUUCGGACAACUCUUCCGACCAGACAACUUUGUGUUCGGCCAGAGUGGUGCUGGCAACAACUGGGCAAAGGGUCACUACACGGAAGGCGCCGAAUUGGUGGACUCGGUUCUUGAUGUUGUUCGCAAGGAAGCAGAAGGCUGUGACUGUCUGCAAGGAUUCCAGCUUACCCAUUCUCUCGGUGGAGGUACUGGGUCUGGCAUGGGCACACUUCUUAUCUCCAAAAUUCGUGAAGAGUACCCAGACCGCAUCAUGAACACCUUCAGUGUUGUUCCAUCGCCUAAGGUUUCAGACACUGUUGUUGAGCCCUACAAUGCCACCCUUUCCGUGCACCAGCUGGUGGAAAACACUGAUGAAACUUACUGCAUCGACAAUGAGGCUCUCUAUGACAUUUGCUUCAGAACCCUCAAGCUCACCACUCCUACAUAUGGCGAUCUCAACCACCUAGUUUCAGCAACAAUGUCUGGUGUCACAACUUGUCUGAGGUUCCCUGGCCAACUGAAUGCCGACCUGCGUAAACUGGCUGUCAACAUGGUGCCCUUCCCACGUCUCCACUUCUUCAUGCCUGGCUUUGCUCCACUGACAUCGCGUGGCAGCCAGCAGUACAGAGCGCUGACUGUGCCGGAACUGACACAGCAGAUGUUUGAUGCAAAGAACAUGAUGGCUGCCUGUGAUCCGCGCCACGGCCGCUACCUCACAGUUGCUGCUGUUUUCAGGGGCCGAAUGAGUAUGCGAGAAGUUGACGAGCAGAUGCUCAACGUGCAGAACAAGAACUCUAGCUACUUUGUAGAGUGGAUCCCAAACAAUGUGAAGACUGCAGUGUGCGACAUUCCACCUCGUGGUCUCAAGAUGUCUGCCACAUUCAUUGGCAACAGCACUGCCAUCCAGGAGCUGUUUAAGAGAAUCUCUGAACAAUUCACUGCCAUGUUCAGGCGCAAGGCCUUCCUUCACUGGUACACUGGGGAAGGUAUGGACGAGAUGGAGUUCACAGAGGCCGAGUCGAAUAUGAAUGACCUGGUGUCUGAGUACCAGCAGUACCAGGAGGCCACAGCUGAUGAGGAGGGAGAGUUUGAAGAUGAAGAGGAGGCCCAAGCAGAGGCAUAAGCAAGCCAAUUUUUAAAGAAUUGGAGAUAAUGGUGCUUUUAUUUUUCUCCACAAUAAAGUUUUUUUAUUUAA
Molecule: messenger RNA, 1480 nt
Organism: Dermacentor andersoni
Lineage: Eukaryota; Metazoa; Arthropoda; Arachnida; Ixodida; Ixodidae
Product: tubulin beta chain
Biological process (GO): microtubule-based process
Cellular component (GO): microtubule
Molecular function (GO): GTP binding; GTPase activity; structural constituent of cytoskeleton
Source: RefSeq, a predicted model, not a curated record